CGAAGCCAGCGGGACGGGAGGCUGAGGGUUCCCUAAGCCAGCGAGGGGAAGAAGCGCUGGGGAAACAACGUAGAAAACUGGCCCAGCAAGAGGGAUUCCCCUUCUUUAUGUACUUCUCUUUGCCUAACCCUAAACCCAUCGACACCAUUUCCAUACUUAGUACAGCACCAUUCUUAUUAAUAACCUCAUCUCCUCCUUCUCCAUCCAGGUCUGUCGUCACACAGCUGCGUCGCUCUUCUACCACUCGCCUUCUGUGGUUUUGGCUUUGGCUUUGGCUAGGUAGGUCUGGUUGACCAAGUGGGGCGAACCCCUCGUCUCCAAUCCUGAGCCCCUCACUAAUCAGCUCUGACAACACCGUCUUCUACUGUACGGUACGGGUACACCAUCCACCGAACAUUGUAUUUUCUCUCAUUCCUUCUUCCACACUACAUGUUCCGCCUCUCUCAACUAGCAAGACAUUUCUCACGGCCGCUCCCGAAUUACUUGCACACAUCCGCUGUAACCGCGGCUAUCCGCUCUAGUCAAAUCAUGACAUCAUCAACUGUCGACGAGAGGAAUUCUCGCAUGAUCCAUACUGCAGCAUGUUUGAUCAUUGGGGAUGAGGUUUUGGGUGGGAAGGUACGGAUGUCACAAGCAAAACUCUCUUCAUGGUCAUUGAACAAGCAAUGGACCCUAAAGAUUGUCGAGAUGGUAUCCGGGUGCCAAAGAGGGGAUGAAAGUAAAUAUUGAGAAUAGAUAGCUAAUUCAGUUGUGCCAUAUAGACAGUAGACGUACGAUUCAUUUCCUCGAAGACUUCCUCGGUCUACUGAAGACACCACUAUGAUCACACCUUCACAGGUAGCCAUGACACUGACGGGAUACUAUAGACGAAUUCCGCUUUCAUGGCCAAAUUUUGUUUUGGACUAGGAAUGGUAUGGCAUCCUUCUAGGCAGUGAGAUACCAAUCGGGAUUAACACGUCGCCAUUAGACACUCAAACGAAUUGAAGUCAUUGCAGACGACGAGAGCGAAAUCAUAGAAGCUGUCCGUCGAAUGAGCAACACCUACGACUUUGUAGUAACAAGCGGAGGAAUAGGUCCAACGUAUGUAUAAUUCCCCAGUUACCAGUUACACUUCUCACUCCCAACAUCCUCUCCCACUGAAUCAAAAUAUACUAACCAUAUUGUAGCCACGACGACAUAACCUACCAAUCCAUAGCAACCGCCUUCUCCCUUCCCCUAAUCCUCCACCCCACCGUCCUCUCCAAAAUGAAAAAACUCUCCAAGCCCCACCCCUCACAAGUAGAUUUCUCUUGGGACGUCGACUCGCCCGCACGGCGCGCAAAAUACCGCAUGAUUGAGCUACCCACCGACACCUCCAUCCCCGGUUCCAAACAAGUUAUCUUUCCCUGCGACGACCUCUGGGUACCAGUCGCGUGUGUAAACGGGAAUGUCCACAUCUUACCCGGUGUACCGAGAUUAUUCGAACGGUUGCUGGAGGGGAUGAGAUCGAUUUUGUUGCCUAGGUUGCAGGAUCCCGAGAAGGGGAUGAAGAGGAUAUUGAUUAGUACGCCGAUGGUGGAGAGUGAGGUUGCGGGCUAUCUUACGGAGCUGGCGGGGAGGGUUGAGGGGAGGGGCGUGAAGGUUGGGAGUUAUCCGCGAUGGGGGAAGAAGAAUAAUACUGUUACUUUGGUUGGGAGGUAUGUUUUGUCUCUCUCAUUUUCCCUCUCUUUCGUUUUUUUCUUUCUCUUUCCUUUACCUCCUUCUUUCUUUUAUUUUAUCAAGGGACAGGAGGAAUGGUUGCUAAUUCGCUACAUAGAGAUCAAGAAUUUCUGGAAAGUCUCGUAGACGAAGUCGUCAAGAACGUCAAGGGGAAAAGAAUAGAAGGCGAGGGAGAAGAUGACGAGGACGCACCUGUUUCCUCACAGUAACAGGAUCUCUUUCACUCUCUCUCACUUACUCCGCUAUUUGUAGAAUGUCACUUAGACCCGACAUGAUCUCAGAGCAAGUUGUAAAUUGAAGAAAGACCUAAACAUAUAUAUCCCACCUCUUAACAAUCCAACGAAAACUUGAUCUACAGCUCCUA
Messenger RNA from Hymenoscyphus albidus, 2062 nucleotides. The record is from the annotation of a GenBank genome assembly. Lineage: Eukaryota; Fungi; Ascomycota; Leotiomycetes; Helotiales; Helotiaceae.